UGGAAUUAUCGCCCAUCCCAGAAGCAUAAUUUACUCGGGCAAAAUAUUUAUACAGAGGCGGACCACAAUCAUUUACAACAAGUCCAUUCACGAAACCGAGUGGAAACAACUAAAGGCGCUGUAGACUUAAAAAAAAAUCAAUAUACUUGUAAGGAAAGCCGCUGGUUCAAACAUCAGUGUAAAGUAUUCAGCACCAUCAUGAACUUUCUGGCUGUUCUACACUGUGUGAUACUUAUUUCAGUUUGUGAAAUACUUGGAGAACAUCGAACGAACGCGGGAAUGUGCUGGCUGCAGCAGGGUCCGGAGCACCGCUGUGACAUGGUGCUCAUGAGGGGCGUGAGCAGGGAAGAGUGCUGUGCUGCUGGCCGUCUGGACACUGCCUGGUCCAAUACCAGUCUACCCAUCAAUGAAGUCAGCCUGCUGGGAUUCCUGGGAAUAGUUUCCUGUAAGCCGUGUAAAGAGAACUGUGAGGGGGUCAACUGUGGCCCUGGAAAGGUGUGCAGGAUGAAGUCUGGACGUCCCCAGUGCGUGUGCUCUCCGGACUGUUCAAACAUCUCCGCUAAACAUGCCGUGUGUGGGAGCGAUGGGAACUCGUACAUAGACGAGUGUGCACUCCUGAUGGCUCGCUGCAGAGGUCACCCUGACCUGGAGAUUAUGUACCAGGGGGAUUGCAAAAAAUCCUGCUCAAAUGUCGUAUGUCCUGGUACACAUACCUGUGUGACGGACCAGACCAACAGCGCCCACUGUGUCAUGUGCCGCACUGCGCCCUGCCCGAUGCCCAUGGUCACUGAGCAAACCAUCUGCGGCAAUGACAACAUUACCUACCCAAGCGCCUGCCACCUGCGUAGGGCUACAUGCUUUUUGGGUCGAUCCAUAGGGGUUCGCCACUAUGGACACUGUAGAAGUAAUGAAGGAAGUGAGGAGAAUUCACUCUUCUGAGGACGUCGAGAGAAGUUCCGCUCCAUGUACAUAUUAUGAUGGCACAUAAGACGUGAGAGAACCUGUUUGAAACCAUAUAGUCUCACAACACGGUCCUCUGUACCAAAGAACCACUACUAGUAUUUUAUAUACGCAUGCAAUUCAUAUUUAAAGGAAAUGUGUGGUUUUAACAGGAGAAUUGAUCUGAUGAAUUGACAGUGUGUAUAUUGUAAAUAUACUACAAGCUACUAUUUAUUGGAGUAAAAUAAUGAAGUCUGUUAUUUAUGUGUUAACACGUUUGAGACACCAUAUAUACGUAUACUUCAGCUGCCUUUAUCAAGGUAUUUAUUGUGGGUUUUGCUUCAGUUUUCUUGUACAUGUCAGAAGUGCAUGAUAUAUAUAUUCACAAAGAGCUAUUCUUGCCAAUUAAGUAUUUUAGAAAAUUUGUAUGUAAUGUUUUAUAUAAUUUUUUUAUUUAAUUUAUAUUAAAUUAAUUCCCAUGAUUUUCAGCCAUUGUCAGACAUCUUUUUGACAUCUUUUCUUUAAGCAAAAAACACACUAGCAAAAACGAUGCCCAGAAACCAAGUAAGUACAGCUUUCCCAAAAAUGUGCCUCUCUGCAAAUUCUUAUAGGCAUGGGAGACUACUUACUCAUUGAGAUAAAGUGUUAUGCGUGUAGUGUUUGCAUUCGAGGGAUUACUCAGCCAAAACAGCAACACUUCCAGGCCAUGUUUCACUGAAGCGAAGGGCAAACUGAGCCACCCACAAAGCAAUGAAAUUACCAGGCUGCAGUAUUUACGAGGACGCUGGGACAGUCAAAGAAUGUACAGUACAUUCUACUGUUUUAAUGGUUUUUACAUUGAUUGCAGGGUUGUGUUUUUGUCAUUUUGUGUGUCUGAGUUUCUAUCACUUGACCUUGUUAAAUACUUAAAUACUAGUCAUAAGAAUACAUUUAAAAGGUGUUUUGUUUAAUUCCCAGUAAAUCGUAUUGUGAUUUGAAAAAGAGACUGACGGAUUGGGGAUUUGUGUGUAAAUCAACAUUGUAGCUACAAGUUUGUUCCAUGUGUAACCUUUCUUCUACCUUCUUGUAAAUAGAGACCUUUUGCAGUAUCAUACUGUAAAAUCCAAUUUAUUCAAUUGCAUAUUUUUGUAUUGUUUACUUAAAUUUUUUAUUAAAACUCAAAAUUAAUGUUGUGUCAA
Molecule: messenger RNA, 2117 nt
Organism: Pimephales promelas (fathead minnow)
Lineage: Eukaryota; Metazoa; Chordata; Actinopteri; Cypriniformes; Leuciscidae
Gene: fstl3
Product: follistatin like 3
Biological process (GO): cell differentiation; negative regulation of activin receptor signaling pathway; multicellular organism development
Cellular component (GO): extracellular region
Molecular function (GO): activin binding; protein binding
Source: RefSeq, a predicted model, not a curated record